AUGACCAAACCCUCGACGGUCCUAGGUGUCAAAAUUGACACGGUGCGGUUGCUUCUCCGUACGGUGAUUUUCAUUUCAAUUGCGGGUGCCGCUAUCUCCUCGCGUCUAUUUUCAGUUAUUCGUUUCGAGUCCAUCAUCCACGAGUUCGAUCCAUGGUUCAACUUUAGGGCUACCAAGUACUUGGUGUCUCAUUCCUUUUACGACUUUUUGAACUGGUUUGAUGACAGAACCUGGUACCCCUUGGGCAGAGUCACUGGUGGCACUUUGUACCCUGGGUUGAUGGUAACCUCUGGCAUUAUCUGGCACGCAUUGAGAGACUGGUUUGGAUUGCCUGUGGACAUUAGAAACAUCUGUGUCAUGCUUGCACCAGCUUUCUCGGGCAUCACUGCCAUUUUCACGUAUUAUUUCACCAAGGAGAUGAAGGACUCGAACGCGGGUCUUUUGGCUGCCAUUUUCAUGGGCAUUGCUCCUGGUUACAUUUCCCGUUCCGUGGCUGGUUCCUAUGAUAAUGAAGCCAUUGCAAUCACGUUGCUUAUGGCCACUUUUUACUUGUGGAUCAAGGCCAUGAAGGUGGGCUCCAUCUUCUACGGUACUUUGACCGCUUUAUCUUACUUUUACAUGGUGUCAGCAUGGGGUGGUUACGUUUUCAUCACCAAUUUGAUCCCAUUGCACGUGUUUGUCUUGAUCUUGAUGGGCCGUUACAACCACCGCUUGUACACCGCUUACACCACAUGGUACGCGUUGGGAACUAUAGCAUCCAUGCAAAUUCCAUUCGUUGGAUUUUUGCCAAUCCGUUCCAACGAUCAUAUGGCUGCUUUGGGUGUUUUCGGUUUGUUGCAGUUGGUGGCUUUUGGUGCCUACGUGCGUUCUAACGUUCCAACCGCCCAGUUCAAGGUUUUCUUGACCGUCUCCCUUUUCCUUACCACGGUCUUGGGUAUCGCUGGUUUGACCGCCUUGACUGCUGCUGGCUGGAUCGCUCCUUGGACUGGUAGAUUCUACUCCUUGUGGGACACCAACUACGCUAAGAUUCACAUUCCUAUCAUUGCAUCUGUCUCGGAGCACCAGCCUACUGCUUGGCCUGCUUUCUUCUUCGAUACCAACAUGUUGAUCUGGUUGUUCCCAGCCGGUGUUUUCUUCUGCUUCCAGGAGUUGCGUGAUGAGCACCUUUUCAUUAUCAUUUACGGUGUCCUUGGUUCCUACUUCGCCGGUGUCAUGGUUAGAUUGAUGUUGACCUUGACUCCUGUCGUUUGUGUUUCCGCUGCUAUUGCUUUGUCCAAGUUGUUCGAUGUCUAUAUGGACUUUACUGAUAUCUUCAGCUCAGAAUCCGUGGAGGAAGAAGUCACAGACAAGAAGAAGAAGGUCAGCGCCCAGAAGAGCAAGCCGUUCCCAUUAUUCAAAUUGCUCAGUAAGGGUGUGGUUUUGGCCUCUUUUGUCUACUACCUUGUCUUCUUUGUUUUGCACUGUACCUGGGUCACUUCCAAUGCUUACUCGUCUCCUUCUGUGGUGUUGGCUUCCCGUAACCCUGACGGAUCCCAAAACAUCAUUGAUGACUACAGAGAAGCUUACUACUGGUUGAGAAUGAACACUCCAGAAGAUGCCAAGGUCAUGGCCUGGUGGGAUUACGGCUACCAGAUUGGUGGUAUGGCCGACAGAACCACAUUGGUUGACAACAACACAUGGAACAACACUCAUAUUGCCACUGUCGGUAAGGCCAUGGCAUCCAACGAAGAGGCAGCAUACGAUAUCUUGAAGAAGCAUGAUGUCGACUAUGUGCUUGUUAUCUUUGGUGGUGUCUUGGGCUACUCUGGUGACGAUAUGAACAAGUUCUUGUGGAUGGUGAGAAUCUCUGAAGGUAUAUGGCCCGAUGACAUUCACGAAAGAGACUAUUUCAGUGCCAAGGGUGAGUACAAGGUUGACGGCGACGCCUCGCCUACAAUGAAAAACUGUAUGUUGUACAAGAUGUCCUACUACAGAUUUGCUGAAUUGUUUGGCGGCAGAGACGCUCAAGAUAGAGCCCGUGGCCAGAACAUUCCUUCGGAUCCUAUCACGCUUGACACCGUUGAAGAGGCAUUUACCUCGCAAAACUGGAUUGUCAGAAUCUAUAAGGUGAAGGAUCUUGAUAACCUCGGUAGGGAGCCCAAGGCAGCAGCCGAGUUCGAGAGAGGCAGUGCCGGAUCGAACAAGAGGGUGAGAGCAGUCAAGAAGCCUGCUUUGGACUUGAGGGUUUGA
Molecule: messenger RNA, 2229 nt
Organism: Candidozyma haemuli
Lineage: Eukaryota; Fungi; Ascomycota; Pichiomycetes; Serinales; Metschnikowiaceae
Gene: STT3
Product: dolichyl-diphosphooligosaccharide--protein glycosyltransferase subunit
Exons: 1
Coding region: 1-2229 (742 amino acids)
Biological process (GO): post-translational protein modification
Cellular component (GO): membrane
Molecular function (GO): dolichyl-diphosphooligosaccharide-protein glycotransferase activity
Source: RefSeq, a predicted model, not a curated record